CAAAAACACACAUCCAAGUGUCGCUCGCUCAGCGACAAGCAAAACCCCUCUCCACUCUUCCCCGGAGCACGCACGACGAACUCUCUGACGAUCGUGUGGAGUUCAAUCGAGCGUGCCUCUUCCACCUCGGUCCGACUCCGAAACCGCCGAAAGCUGCGAAACGGCCAAUUCACUCAAACCCCGACCUUUCGACGACAAGUUCACAAGAAGCCAAAGAGUAACAAAACAAAAGAUGUCGGCUCUCCGUCCAGCAGCCCGCGCCGCCGUCCGCGCCACCACCACCACCACUACGAUCGCCUCUUCCCCCGCCUACGCAUCAACAGCCCUCGUCCCGGCCCGCUUCCGCUACUUCUCGACGACCCCCCGCCGCGCCGGCGGCGGCGGCAUGCAGUAUGACCCACCCUCGGGCUGGCUGUGGGGCGUGCGCCCCGGCGAGAAGUACCAAAACGAAGGGUGGGAGGGGCCCUUCUUUUACGGGUUCUGGGGCAGCAUGAUUGUCUUUGCGGUUGCGUAUGCCUGGAAGCCUGAUACUUCGAUUCAGACUUGGGCGCUGGAAGAGGCCAGGAGGAGGUUGGAGGCUGAGGGGAUUCUGGAGGAUGAGGAGCAGAAGAAGUAGAUGGGGGAUGGCGUCUUUUGUCGCUGGGCAGGUGGGAGAGCUAGGAAGGGCUCCGGGUCUGAGAUGGUGCGAUAGUGGGAUAGACGGGCGAUGGUUUCUCGAGUUCAGCCAGAGAGAUGCAACCGCAUACAUAAUCUCGCGUAGAGAUGUACAUGCUUUUGUUUUGGUUGGUUUUCUGUCUGUCGCUGUCCAGCCUUCAUGGCAUGGGCGGAACCACACGCUUGCCCGACUGCUGUCUGGAUAGGGAGCUACUGUUGAAAUGAGAUGUGUCAUGGUCUGCGGAACGGCUCACCAAAAUCACUACUCAGAUUACCGCCCUGCUAUAUACAAGUCUAUAUUCACCAUGUAAACA
Molecule: messenger RNA, 968 nt
Organism: Parathielavia appendiculata
Lineage: Eukaryota; Fungi; Ascomycota; Sordariomycetes; Sordariales; Chaetomiaceae
Exons: 2
Coding region: 233-616 (127 amino acids)
Source: RefSeq, a predicted model, not a curated record